AUGGACGGGGUUCAGCUGCGCGAUGAGGCCGCACAGGACCGUGAGCGUGCCGCUGCGGAGUUCCUGGAUCCAAGCGAUGCCAGAGCUCGCAGCUAUCGUGCCGAUAUUGUGGUGAUGCUGAAUCGAGGGCUACGACGUCUGACAGUCAGCAUUGACGAGAUCAGAGCUCACAAUCGCGAACUUGCAGAUGGGCUUCUCACUUCCCCCUUCGACUAUUCACAGGCUUUCGACCGAGCCUUGAAGAAAGUGAUCGGAACGAUCCCGAACCGACCGGCCAAGGAAACAUCAGAGGAAGUGAGCUACUACUGUGCGUAUGUCGGAGCCUUCGGAGAAUUCUCUUGCAACCCGCGGACAUUGAGCUCCCAACACUUGAACCGCAUGAUCUCCCUUGAAGGCAUCGUUACCAAAUGCUCCUUGGUGCGGCCCAAGGUCAUCCAGAGUGUUCACUAUAGUGCCGGCAAGGACCGCUUCCUUGCCAGAAAGUACCGUGACCAGACUAUGUCCGCGAGCGGUGCAACGAGUUUGAAUGUGUACCCUCAGGAAGAUGAUGAGAAGAAUCCGCUUAUCACCGAGUACGGUUACUCAACAUACAUGGACCACCAGUCGAUUUCCAUUCAAGAAAUGCCCGAACGUGCACCCGCGGGACAGUUGCCUCGAAGUGUCGAUGUCAUUCUGGACGAUGACCUUGUCGACAAAGCCAAGCCUGGAGACAGAAUCCAGCUGGUUGGUAUCUACCGGAGCCUGGGAAAUCGGAAUGCGGGUUCCGGGUCCUCGACUUUCCGCACUCUUGUCAUGGCCAACAACAUCAUUCAAUUGUCUUCCAAGUCCGGCGGUGGUAUUGCGCAGGCUACCAUCACCGAUACGGACAUUCGCAAUAUCAACAAAAUCGCCAAGAAAAAGAAUGUGUUCGAGCUGCUCUCCAGUUCGCUUGCGCCCAGUAUUCAUGGCCAUGACUACAUCAAGAAGGCUAUCCUACUGAUGCUUCUCGGUGGAAUGGAGAAGAACCUGGAAAACGGUACUCAUCUUCGUGGUGAUAUCAACAUUCUCAUGGUUGGUGAUCCGUCCACCGCAAAGUCUCAGCUCCUUCGAUUCGUGUUGAAUACUUCCCCUCUGGCGAUUGCCACUACUGGUCGAGGUUCCUCCGGUGUCGGUCUGACUGCUGCUGUCACCUCCGAUAAGGAAACUGGCGAGCGUCGGCUGGAGGCUGGUGCAAUGGUCCUGGGGGACCGCGGUGUGGUUUGUAUUGAUGAGUUCGACAAGAUGAGUGAUGUGGACCGUGUGGCAAUCCACGAAGUUAUGGAGCAGCAGACCGUCACGAUUGCCAAAGCUGGUAUCCAUACGAGUUUAAACGCGCGAUGCAGUGUACUGGCAGCGGCCAAUCCCAUUUACGGCCAGUACGAUCCUCAUAAGGAUCCCCACAAAAACAUCGCUCUGCCGGACUCUCUCCUCUCGCGUUUCGAUUUGCUUUUUGUCGUGACGGAUGAUAUUGAAGACGCGAGAGACCGUAUAGUUUCUGAGCACGUUCUGCGCAUGCACCGAUACCGUCAGCCGGGCACCGAGGAGGGUGCUCCUGUUCGGGAGCAGCUCAACCAGACCCUUGGCGUGGGAAUUGAAGAUCGACAGGAUUCCAACGCGCCGACUGAGGUCUUUGAGAAGUUCAACGUCAUGCUUCACGGUGGCAUGGUCAACAACACUGGCCGCAACCGCAACAAGAACGUGGAAAUUAUCAGCAUUCCUUUCAUCAAGAAGUACGUUCAGUACGCAAAAUCGCGCGUCAAGCCCGUCUUGACCAAAGGCGCGGCCGACCACAUCAUUGCCGCGUAUUCUAGCCUGCGCAAUGAGGAGCUCCAUGGCAACAAGCGUCGUACCUCCCCUAUCACACCGCGUACUCUCGAAACAUUGAUUCGUUUGUCCACUGCCCACGCCAAGGCACGUCUGUCCAGCCGGGUGGACGAGAAGGAUGCUAAGUCCGCAGAGGCCAUCCUGCGCUUUGCCAUGUUCAAGGAGGUCCUUGAGGAUGAGCGUCGCAAGAGGCGCAAGGUUACUACCUUCGAUGAUGACUCUGAUGAAGACAGUGAGGUAGAAUUUGAUGAUGAUGAUGACCAGCCGACAUACAGGGGCACAGCGACAGCGACCCCGAACCAGCAUGGCACGAGAAGCACUGCGGCAACACAGUCAAGUGCUCCAAUUGCAGAAGCAGACGCUGAAGAUGUGGACGGGCUCUACACUGCAAGCCCGCGUAGCCAGAGGACGCGCCCCACGCAGACGCAAACCGAAUCCCAGAUGUCCGUGGCGUCCUCGCAGCCCGCCUCACAGCUUCUCCAGUCCCAAACAAACGACUCGCAGUCCACCGCUGCGGCGGAGCACCCCAUCACUCCAGCUCGGUCAACGGCCUUCCGUCAGACGUUGGGCUCCCUUAUGGGUAGCCGUGUAUUCACCGACGGAGAUACAUGCAAUGUGGAUGUCCUGAUCGAGGCCGUGAACGCGGCUGUCCGCGCUUCCCCAUCUGGCUCCGCGCAAGUCUUCUCACGGCCGGAAGCCAUCCAGGCUCUGCGGGCAAUGAAUGAUGAUAAUCUGCUGAUGUUCCUCGAUGGUGACGACGAUGUCUACCGUAUCUAG
Messenger RNA from Penicillium riverlandense, 2619 nucleotides. Its product is annotated as MCM DNA helicase complex subunit MCM3. Gene Ontology annotation, molecular function: ATP binding; single-stranded DNA binding; single-stranded DNA helicase activity. NCBI's taxonomy places the organism in Eukaryota, Fungi, Ascomycota, Eurotiomycetes, Eurotiales, Aspergillaceae. The record is from RefSeq and is a predicted model, not a curated record. Gene Ontology annotation, biological process: DNA strand elongation involved in DNA replication; mitotic DNA replication initiation; DNA replication. The transcript has 8 exons. The coding region runs from base 1 to 2619 and encodes 872 amino acids. Gene Ontology annotation, cellular component: MCM complex; nucleus.